AUGCCCGUCUUCGGUUUGAAUUCCCUCCUACUUAUAGCCAGCAGCUUCCAAGCGGCACUCGGUGCUGUCAUUGGUCAUGUAGCUCGGGAUGGAUCGUCACCGAGCCUCGAGUCUGACCCGAACCCUACCAGCUACUGUACCUGGUGGGUAGACCUGGGCUCGGCCAAGUCCUGUCCCGAUCUUCUGUCGGAGAACUUCAUGACCUGGAAACGUUCCGGAGAUGGAACCCAGCCAUCACUACUAGCUGCGACAAUCUGCAGCUUGGGUACUCCCGGCGCGUCUUGCACCGGACUCUGGGCCGAUGCGUACGCCUGCGUCCCUGUCAUUGGCGUCGACAUGGCACCUACGGCGACUGCCACGCAACCCGGCAACGGCAUUGCCACGCCCGCGCCGACCCAGCCAGGCAUGAUUUCCAACUCCAACAAGUUCCAUUUUGUUGAGAGCAGCCAGUCCUGCUCCGGGCUUUGGAUCAACACUUACGCCUGUGUCGCCGUGUUAUAA
Messenger RNA from Neoarthrinium moseri, 501 nucleotides. RefSeq lists its product as uncharacterized. The record is from RefSeq and is a predicted model, not a curated record. The coding region runs from base 1 to 501 and encodes 166 amino acids. The transcript is spliced from 3 exons. Lineage: Eukaryota; Fungi; Ascomycota; Sordariomycetes; Amphisphaeriales; Apiosporaceae.